GUCAAGUUCACCACUAUUUCUGGAAGGUCUACACUUCAGCUCGAGACUUCGACUGGAAUUCCAAUUCAAAUACCAGACGGGACAGCCUACGAUGGCAUAAAGGACGCCAAAAGAGAAGCUCUUGUUAAGUUCCUAAACAAACGUCCUUGGAUAAAAAUACCAAACAAGGAGAACCCCCUACCCCAUAUGAAAUUGGCAAUUCAGUCUCUCCUUCACUUCUCGGGUCAGCCGUUCUACAUAACCUGUGAAGGCGACAUCCAACCAGUACUGUAA
Trichomonas vaginalis G3 is the source of this 273-nucleotide messenger RNA. RefSeq lists its product as uncharacterized. The transcript has a single exon. NCBI's taxonomy places the organism in Eukaryota, Parabasalia, Trichomonadida, Trichomonadidae. The annotation marks the transcript as partial. The record is from RefSeq and is a predicted model, not a curated record.